AUGGGUCUGAGAUAUUCGCAAUGUCUGGACCCGGACAAUGUUGACAGUGAAUAUAAUGACCAGGUGCUUCUGAGUAGACAAUCGUAUUGUCCCCAUCCAUGCUAUGAUCACCACGGCUCUUCAGAAGAGGAGGAGGAUUGUGAAACCGAGCCCCGUCAAUGUCUGACGCAUUUGUCUUCAUCCAACAUGAUUAUCAGCGAUGAAUACACCGGGAAAACCGGGGACGCUUUGCUUAUUUACAACGUUGUGAACGUCCUUUUCGGAGAGCCGGAGGUCCGGGAAAUGACAUCUGGUAUGUACACGGUUUGUGACAUUAAAUGUCACCAAUGUCACAAAUUGUUGGGUUGGAAGUAUCUUAAAAGUCAUCAAACCUCGCAGAAGUUCAAAGAACAAAGAUACAUUUUGGAAAUCAAUAAUAUGAAGGUUGUCGCAUAG
This is a messenger RNA of Ogataea philodendri, 435 nucleotides long. RefSeq lists its product as uncharacterized. NCBI's taxonomy places the organism in Eukaryota, Fungi, Ascomycota, Pichiomycetes, Pichiales, Pichiaceae. The transcript has 2 exons. Bases 1 to 435 code for a protein of 144 amino acids. The record is from RefSeq and is a predicted model, not a curated record. Gene Ontology annotation, cellular component: ubiquitin ligase complex.